UCACGAACCCGGGCCUUACCCCCGCCCCCCUUUCUUUUUUUUUCUGUGUUCCAGGCGUCGCGCACCUUCCAGGCCGUCGCGCACGUUCCGAGUUCGCAGUCGUUCGAAACUUUCGCCGGCAGCUGCGCGGCACUCAACGGAGUCUCCGCUGUGCGGCGAGGAGGAGGAGGAGCACGGGUGGAAGAAGCCGAGGCGACGGGCCAUGGGAGGGAGCGAUAAGAGGCGCCGCGAGGGGCGCGCGGCCCGGCCCGCGGCCCACGACAGGCCUCAUUCAGGCGAGACCGGCGCGGAGCCGAUGAGGCAGCGGUCUGCGUCUCCCAGGGAGAGGGGGCAGCGCACGGAGUCUCCUUCUAAGCGCAGAGGGCAGCGCUCGGAGUCUCCUUCUAAGCGCAGAGGGCAGCGCACUGAGUCUCCUGGUAAACGCAGGGGGCAGCGGUCUGCGUCUCCCAGAGAGAGGGGGCAGCGCUCUGCGUCUCCUGCUAAACGCAAGGGGCAGCGGUCUGGAUCUCCCAGAGAGAGGGGGCAGCGGUCUGGAUCUCCCAGAGAGAGGGGGCAGCGCUCGGAGUCUCCUGCUAAACACAGGGGUCAGCGCGCAGCUUCUAGAGAGAGGGGGCAGCGCUCAGCGACUCCCGUUAAACAGAGAAGGCAGCGGUCUGGGUCUCCCAGAGAGAAGGUCCAGCGCCCAGAAUCCACUGGUAAACACAGGGGGCAGCGCUCAUUGUCUCCAGUUAAACACAGGGGGCAGCGCUCAUUGUCUCCAGUUAAACACAGGGGGCAGCGCUCAUUGUCUCCAGGGCAUCGCUCAUUGUCUCCAGUUAAACACAGAGGGCAGCCCUCGGUGUCUCCUGUUAGACGCAGAGGGCAGCGGUCUGGGUCUCCUGUUAGACGCAGAGGGCAGCCCUCGGUGUCUCCAGUUAAACACAGAGGGCAGCCCUCAGUGUCUCCUGUUAGACGCAGAGGGCAGCCCUCGGUGUCUCCUGUUAGACGGAGAGGGCAGCCCUCGGUGUCUCCUGUUAGACGCAGAAGGCAGCGGUCUGGGUCUCCUAGCGAGAAGGGUCAGCUCCUGGAGUUUACCGGUCGACACAAUGGGCAGCGAGGGCAGCGGUUGGGGUCUCGGGAGAAGGGGCAGCUCUCAGCGUCUCCCAGAGGGAGAAGGCGCUCAGAGUCUCCCCAACACAGGGGUCAGUGGUUGGAAUCUCCCAGACACAGAGGGCAGCGCUCACUAUCUCCCAGAUGCAGGGGGCAACGUUCAGAGUCUCCUGGAGCAAGAGGGCAGCGUUCGGGAGGAGACCACGGUACUCGCGUGUCUCGCUGGGGGCCCCAGGUACGCGAGGGCGAGCGCACCUGGGAGCGCUGGGGCACGAGGCCCCCGGGUUGGAGUGGCCCGGGGUCCCCGUUGCGCGGUGCGGCAGGAGGACAGCGGGAGACAUCGGGGGACCCCGGGAGCAGGAGGAGCAAGGGAGAUCAGGAUGGCAGCAGUGACUCCGUGUCAUCGAAUGACUCCCGCAACUACGACUCGGGGUCGGGUUCUGGCGGCAGCAUGCGUGGCCGCUCCGGGUCGAGGUCAAGAUCGAGGAGCUCGGAGAUCGAGAGAACGCGACUGCGUGGAGAGGAUAAGAAACGGCAACGCGAGGAGCGAAGGCGCCAGAGGGAGCUGGUGAAGGCGCUGGAGACCCCCGAGGAGAAGCGAGCUCGCCGUCUCUCCAAGAAGGAGGCCAAAGAGCGCAAGCGGCGUGAGAAGAUGGGCUGGGGCGAGGAGUACAUGGGCUACACCAACGCAGACAACCCCUUCGGAGACAACAAUCUCCUAGGCACCUUCAUCUGGCACAAGGCACUGGAGACAAAAGGCAUCUCUCACCUGAGCGACAAGGAUAAGAAAGAACGCAACAAGGGUAUCCAGAAGGAAAACCGCAUUGAGCUACAGAAGGUGAAGCAGCUGAGGCUGGAGCGCGAACGGGAGCAGGCGCUGCGUGACCAGGAGCUUGAGAUGAUGCAGCGAGACAAGGAGGCCGAGCACUUCAAGCAGUGGGAGCAGCAGGAGGACAACUUCCACCUGCAGCAGGCCAAGCUACGAUCCAAGAUCCGCAUCAAGGAUGGGCGUGCCAAACCGAUCGAUCUCCUGGCCAAAUAUGUGGGCAUGGAGGAGGAGGACCUGGCUGUGGAGAUGCACGAACCCUACACCUUCCUCAAUGGCCUCACCGCCUCCGACCUGGAGGACCUUCUGGAAGACAUCCGGGUAUACAUUGAGCUAGAGCAGGGCAAGAACGUGGACUUCUGGAAGGACAUGACGAUCAUCACAGAGGACGAACUGGGAAAACUCCGCAAGAAACAAUCGGAGGGCACAGGGCCUGUUGACCGUCGCGAGGGCAUCAACCCUUCGGUGGCGGGCGACGUCUCAGCCGUGUUCAAGGGCAAGACGUACGCACAGCUCACAGCGCUGAACCAGCAGAUCACGGGCAAGAUCGUCGCGGGGGGCACCACGCUCGACAUCGGCUACUGGGAGGGGCUGCUGCAGCAGCUGCGCGCAUAUACGGCGCGCGCGCGACUCCGUGAGCGCCACCAGGACAUCCUGCGGCUCAAGCUGUUCCGCUUGAAGCAGGAGCAGGGCGUGCAGAGCCAGCCCCUCUUCCCCAUCAUGCGUGGCGGUGGUGGCAGGGGGGAGGGCGGACUGCAGCAGAGUGCAGGGGCGCUGUUGCCAGGACCCUCAUCAGCUGCGACUCCAUCGAGCGCCGCCGCCACCAACAACGAGGAGGAGGACGACGACAACGAGGAGGACGAAGCCGGCAAGAGCGGGGAAGGGGCGGGCACAGCGGGGGACUCGGUGCUGACGGAGGCCGAUCUGGUUCGGCAGAGCUGCGAGGAAUACGAGGCCGGGCGCUACAGCCCCACGCUGCUGCCGCCCGACGAGCUGCCCGUGGAGGCGCACGUCAUGGAGGCGGAAGAGGACAACCAGCGCCUCUACCUGGCGCGCAAACAGCUCCAGGAGACCGGUUCAGCUGAAGACACAGCGGAAGAUGCAUUCGAGCGUCGUGCGCGCGAGGGAAUGGGCACGGACGAGGCGCGCUUCAGUGUCGAGGUGCCCCUCACGGACAAGCUCUACCUGUGGUCGGACAAGUACCGCCCCCGCAAGCCACGCUUCUUCAACCGCGUGCACACAGGCUUCGAGUGGAACAAGUACAACCAAACGCACUACGACUUCGACAACCCGCCGCCCAAGAUCGUGCAGGGCUACAAGUUCAACAUCUUCUACCCGGACCUCAUCGACAAGAAAUCGACGCCGCAGUACUUCCUGGAGUCGAGCGACGGCGACCGCGAGUUUGCGACGCUGCGCUUCCACGCCGGGCCGCCCUACGAGGACAUCGCCUUCAAGAUCGUGAGCCGCGAGUGGGAAUACUCCCACCGCCACGGGUUCCGCUGCCAGUUUGCCAACAGCAUCUUCCAGCUGUGGUUCCACUUUAAGAGGUACCGCUACCGGCGGUGAUCGAACUGCUGGCGGUGGACUUUUGUAUAUGGGGCACGUAUAUUCACAUGGAGCUGCAAAUAAUCCGUGUAGCCUGCAUUACACUGCAGGGGCAAGUGCUGUUGGCGAGAAAUUAUUGUCGCCGGUAGGGCCAUAAUGUGCUCUCCUAGCUUUGGUUUCAUUUCGAGGCAACAGGACCGGGUGGUGGUUUGUGUACGGUCACGUAUGUAUGUGGACUUGUGUACGCGUACGUAUGCAUGUACAACAUUUUUGUCAAUCAACUGCUGGAUGGCCGCCUCCCCCGCACCAUGUGGGUAUUGGAAGUUGACUGUACUUUGCCAUGCUGGUCAUUGCGGAUUGAUGAAGUAGGGAUGAAUAGAUGUGGGAGCAAACUUCAGAACAAUAGAUUUUGCUGAACUGCCCCUCUGCUGCCCACAAUGCAGCAGCAUAUUACCACCUGCCGUUUAUGGACACCCACCAAAACACUAUCCAAGCUUACUUCUAUUGAACUUCCAAGAUAGGGCGCAUUCUGGAAAUGCAUAGGCACAUAUAUACAAAGAUUUCACGUACAGCCUUUAAGCGUGCACUCAGUGCUGUCAUGGUGUAUUCACUGAUCCAAUCUCCCACUUGCCCACCUUUUCACACAAUGAAAUCACCCACAACGACCUAUCCAGCUUACAAACUCACCCAACCAACCUGACCACCCAUCCAGUGUUGCUCAUGAGUACACUUACCUGAACAGACCACUCCUGCGCAAUGCUGGUGUAAAUGAGGGUUGAAUGACAGUCAUGUUUGGUAACUUUGUUCUGACUUGAAUAUUUUGUAAAAUUUGGGUUUUGUAAUAAAUUGUUUGUGACCCCCCCAUAUGACCUCUUAAAACUUGACAGCCACAACUAGCCAAUUGAUGUGCAUCUUAACAGUGCUGUGCUGAUGGUGUACUUUACAAUGGCUUGUGAACAAAAUUAACUUUAAGUCUGGUGGACUGUGGGCAGUAAAUGAUGAAACGUCUAUUUGAUGUAAAUAUAAAUGUUAUUUAAAAUAAUUGAACCCCUUCCACACCUUGCUGGUGAGGCCCAGAGAAGUCAAAACCAGUCAAGGACUUACCAUCUACAAAUGCUGCUGAGAAUUGUUAUUCCAGGAGACUGAUAGGCUGAGGGACUAACCUUUCACCACUGUUAGCCUUGGUUGUGAAUGAAAGGGAUGUUCCUGGGUUCAUACACACCGGUACAUACACGCGUAUGUACACCAUGCAUUCAUACCACAUGUACAAACACCUACCAAUGUCAGUGCCUCACAUUUGAGGAAUGAAUGCAUAUGCCUCGAGUGGUGAUGGGGCGAGACUGAGGGUAGUGGUGGAAGAGUGCUGUUGGGAGAGUUCAGCUGGCACGUGGAUGUGGUUGCCAGAGUUGUUUGCAUACCUGCGAGUGGAAGGUGGGGGGAGUCUAGCGGUGGUAGGUGGCGACAGCUGUAAAUGUGAGAUGUGACUUGUAAGCUUAGGCCUGAAAUAUUCACAACUAUACAACCCUGCAAUGUUUACACAGCUACAUGCAUACACCCACACCUCGUACGCAUAACAGGUCCAAGUUUGUCCAGUGGUCGCCACUCCUUGAAGCCUCCCCCUCUCGUGAUUUGGUUUUACAUCUAUGCUCCAUCUGAAACAUUCUAUGCAUCCAGUGUCACAUGACCUAACCCUAUAGAACAAGAUUCUACAUACCUGGGGCACAUGACCCACUCCCACUUUGUUGGGGUCAAGUACGGUGGGGGCAACUCAUGUGGCCCAGGUGGAAAGGACCCAACCUCACCUCCCAAUUAGCACAGUUGGCUACGUACGGUGCAAAACAAGUGCAACAUACAUGUGACCCAGUGCGGUCAUGCGAUAACAGGGUAGGGUUCACAUGACCUAGGUGGGUGUAGAGUCAUGCGACCCACCUGGGCAGAGGGUUAUGUGAUGCAGGUGAACGGGGUGGUGCUGCAAGGCGACCGAGCAACAAGAACGCGUGCGAAGAGACCUGUUCACCUGUUUAAUCCACAGCACCAUUUUGAAGAGAACACGAGACAUUAAAUCACACGACACCGUUGGGCAAAACCACAAGACCCCCAGCUGCAGUGGCCGAUCGUAUAAGCACACCUUAAAUGUAGGACGACACAACCCAAAAACAAAAUGAGUGGGCCUGUAUUUGGUCGAGGAAUUAAUUAGAUAGAGGGAAUGAUGGAUGGUCAUGAGCCUGGAUAUUAACAGGGUCAGAGUCAAAAGCACAGAUGCUUUAGGAAAUUACGUUCAAGACAUGUGGGCAACAGAGGAUAAUGAGCAACUUCCCUCAAUGCAGAAAAUCCAGUGGUUAAUGUGAUACUGGUGUGAAUCACACGAGUGCCGUCACUACAACGCUAAUGAAGUCAAUUUAAAGUUUUUUUCUUAAAAACUAAAUUUUCAAGCUCGUGUGGGAUAGCACAGCCACAGUGACCCUUUAUACACGUGCAGAAAAAACUUUAAAGUUCUCCUUCAGAGCUCGUAUUUUACUCCGCAGGUUUAAAAACGGUUUUACUACUGACAUCGUGAUGUCACGCUCGCUGGUGUAAAACCACCACGUUCAGUGAAACCACCCUGUGGUUCACCCAACUGUUUAAUGGUAACAUUUUUUUUUAAACACGUGACAUCACCACGCAGCACUUGGAAAUUACUUCAUGCGAUUUGAUGUAAACAGGAAGAGACCAUUUCGAUUUAAAGCUUUUGUGACUGCAGGGAUUCUUCUUCUUGGUUCUUUCGGUAAAGUCACGUAGAA
Molecule: messenger RNA, 6240 nt
Organism: Petromyzon marinus (sea lamprey)
Lineage: Eukaryota; Metazoa; Chordata; Hyperoartia; Petromyzontiformes; Petromyzontidae
Gene: CACTIN
Product: cactin, spliceosome C complex subunit
Biological process (GO): mRNA cis splicing, via spliceosome; negative regulation of innate immune response
Cellular component (GO): cytoplasm; spliceosomal complex
Molecular function (GO): protein binding
Source: RefSeq, a predicted model, not a curated record